AUGGGAGCAGCAGUUCCCGAGAAUAAUACGAGGGGAAGGAGAAAAUCAUCCUCCAGGGGUCACCAUAGAUUUGUUGGGGUUCGCCAGAGGCCAUCUGGGAGAUGGGUUGCAGAGAUCAAAGACUCUCUGCAAAAGGUGAGGCUGUGGCUGGGAACAUUUGACACUGCGGAGGAAGCAGCCAGAGCCUACGAUGAUGCAGCCCGAGCCUUGCGCGGUGCCAAUGCACGCACCAACUUUGAACUGCCGCAAUCAGGAUCAAACUCCUGUCUAUCUAAUCGUAAUAACAUUGAGCCUUUUUCAUUUGAGGAAGUUUGUGGGGCUGCCACUAAAGCUGAUGGCCUUCUUGGUGCACUUAAGGCCAAGUUAUUUGAAGGCAGGGGAUCCAAUGUCUCUUCUUCACGGCUGCAGGAUGAUUCAUCGAUCUCCCAUAAUAACAAAUCAACACUUCCUCGUGAGGUUGGGGAAAUUAAUGUUAAUAACUCUGAGGACCUCAUUCUCAUGGACCAUGAUCAUGGUCGGGUUGAGGUGGCUGCAGCAGCAGCAGCAGCAGCCCAUGUUGGUGUUCAGUGGCACCAUCCAGGACCAGGACACACUGCAUCAACAAGCAACAUGGUGUGGUCUAGUGAACCAGCUGUAUAUCAAGUGACUUGGAACACACAGAUGAGCCAUGCUCCUGAGAAUGGUUUUCAUACUACUACAACUCCUACAUCUGCAUCAUGGCCAAUAUCUGGGGCAAGUGAGACAACGACAAUAAAUUUUGAUCACUACCCGCGUGAACUGCCGACAAAUCACACAAGGAAAGUGCCACAAAUCAUUCCAAUCGAUGGAGCAACAGAAGGUGUUUGGUCAUCAGAGCCACAAUUUGUGCACUGUGAGAAGAAGGCCAGUUGGGGUGGUGCUAAUAGUAACAACCCUUGGGAUCCUCUCCUGUAUAUGUCCUCCGCCCUGGGAUGA
This is a messenger RNA of Mangifera indica (mango), 954 nucleotides long. RefSeq names its product AP2-like ethylene-responsive transcription factor CRL5. NCBI's taxonomy places the organism in Eukaryota, Viridiplantae, Streptophyta, Magnoliopsida, Sapindales, Anacardiaceae. The record is from RefSeq and is a predicted model, not a curated record. Gene Ontology annotation, molecular function: DNA binding; DNA-binding transcription factor activity. Gene Ontology annotation, biological process: regulation of DNA-templated transcription. Bases 1 to 954 code for a protein of 317 amino acids. The transcript has a single exon.